AUGGCCCGAGCAAAAUCAAACUUCCUUAUAUCUCUCCUCCUUCUCAUUGGCACCGGCGAGCUCGGUGCUGGGCAGAACUGCGGCUGUGCUGACAUGGUAAGCCAACAGUUCUUUGAUGGGUUAACGAGUCAAGUAGAUGCGAGCUGUGAAGCCAAUGGCUUUUACACGAGAGAGGCAUUCUUAAAUGCUUGGCAAAGCUACUCUAGUUUUGGAGAUGGCCCCACAAUCGAUGACACCAAACGAGAGAUCGCUGCCUUUUUUGCUCAUGUUUCCCAUGAGACCAUAAAUAUGUGCUACAAAGAGCAGGGAGAUAAAUCCAAUGCAUAUUGUGACUACAAUUCUCAGGAUUACCCAUGCAGCCCAGGGAAGAUGUACUACGGGCGUGGUCCCCUCCAAAUCUCAUGGAAUUAUAAUUAUGGUCCCGCUGGCCAGGAAAUUGGCUUUGAUGGCAUCAAUUGGCCUGAAGGUGUUAGCACCGACCCCACCAUUUCCUUUAAAACCGCACUUUGGUUUUGGAUGAGAAAUGUGCAUGGCAUCAUUGGUCAAGGUUUUGGAGCCACCAUUCAAGCUAUCAAUGGUGUCCUUGAGUGUGGAGGUCAGAACCAAGGAGCAGUCAGUCAUCGUGUUGAUCUCUAUCAAAAUUAUUGUGGUCAGUUUAAUGUGUCCCCAGGCGAUAACCUCUAUUGCUAG
Dendrobium catenatum is the source of this 690-nucleotide messenger RNA. RefSeq names its product chitinase 5-like. Gene Ontology annotation, molecular function: chitinase activity. NCBI's taxonomy places the organism in Eukaryota, Viridiplantae, Streptophyta, Magnoliopsida, Asparagales, Orchidaceae. The record is from RefSeq and is a predicted model, not a curated record. The transcript has 2 exons. Bases 1 to 690 code for a protein of 229 amino acids. Gene Ontology annotation, biological process: carbohydrate metabolic process; cell wall macromolecule catabolic process; chitin catabolic process.